AUGAUUGAGUCUAAGAAAUCAGAACUAAAGAGUGAUUUAAAGGAAACAAAUUAAUAGAUAUAUGAAUUGAUAGAAUAAGCUAAUUAGCAAUUAUAAUAACUAUUUAAUAAAAGAGAAGAAGAAUUAUUGAAGUUAUAUAAAUAAGAGAUGCUUAAUGUUUAAAGACAAUUAGUUAAAAUUAGAGAUGAGGAGAGUUAAACUGAAAUUGAGAAAAGAAUUCAAAAACAUAGAGAGGAACUAGCAAAGGAGAGAGAGUUGUAUCUGGAGAGGAGCAUAAAAUUGAGUGAUAAUAUUAAAGAAUUGGGUAAAUUUGAUCGUGAUAUUCGAUAAAGUUUCAAUGAAUUGCAGAGUGAAAUCAAAUUCUUAGAUGAAUAGUUGAUUUAUGCUGACAAACACAAUAUAAUAUUACAAGAGGAAUUGAAUAGUUUAGGAGAAGAAGAGUAGUAAAUCCAGAGUUAAAUAAGAAGAUAACCGAAAUCAAUGCAGCAGUUAUAAUCAGUUAGAUUGAUGCCUUUACCAUAAAUUCAAAGAAGCUCAUAUCAUAUAUAAUAGGAGCAAGAAUUAAAUGCUAAGCUAAAGUAGCAAAUUAAUUAAGUUGAAGAGUUCCAAGAAUCAGAUUUAGAGCGAUGCUUUGAUGAAGCCCUCUUAAGUGUUACAGAAUAGAGUGAUGCAUCUACCAACAUUGAUUUAACUUGUUGUAAUGAUUUUUCUGAAUAUUCUAAAAGAAGAAUUUUUGAAGAAUUCUUAGAAAAACCAUCAGUGAAAUAAAAAAUUUAUGAAUUGUUAACAAAAAGAUGA
Messenger RNA from Paramecium tetraurelia, 798 nucleotides. RefSeq lists its product as uncharacterized. Lineage: Eukaryota; Ciliophora; Oligohymenophorea; Peniculida; Parameciidae. The transcript has a single exon. The record is from RefSeq and is a predicted model, not a curated record.